AUGCCCCGAAAAUCAACCAGCAGCAGCACCCCCGGCGACGACGGCGGACCAGAACAGUCCCAAUCCCAACAAAUACACUCCCAAUCCCCUUCAGACAUCGUCCACCUUCCCGAAUCAACAGGCCAAAUGGUCGAAGCGACAGAACAACAACUCAAGGCGCGGGCAGAGGGGGGUGUGAGUAUUGAGGACUACCUCCUCCCCCGUUCCCUCACCCUGCGACUAGCAAAAUCCGUUCUUCCCCCGAAUACAUCCAUACAGAAGGAUGCGGUAUUGGCAAUUCAGAAGGCCGCGACGGUGUUUGUCUCGUAUUUGUCGUCGCAUGCCAACGAAGCAACCCUCAAACGAACCGUCGCGCCGUCAGACGUCUUCAGCGCCAUCUCGGAACUAGAGUUCGAUGGGUUUCGCACACGAUUGGAGCAGGAGUUGGAGGCGUUUACGGAGUUGAAGGCUGGGAAGAGGAGGGCGAAGAAGGGGGAUAGUGGUACUACUGCUGCUGCUGCCGCAGAGGGAGUUGGGAAAAGUGGGGAUGCCGAGGAAGAGGAGGGGGAUGGGGAUAGAGGGGUGAAGAGGGUGAAGCGGGCAGAGGGGGAGAAGAAGAAUGGUAUUGGUGCUGGAGGGGAGGAAGAGGAGGGGGAUGAGACGCAGGAGGAACACGAGCAGGAACAGGAGCAGGAAGAUGAAGAGGAAGAGGAGGAGGAAGAGGAAGAAGAUGACGAGGAAGAAGAAGAAGAAGAACAUAAGGAUGACGAGGAUGAUGAUAUUGAUCGGGUUGAGGAUUUGGAUCGGGCUAGACGGCCGACGAAUCCGGAUGUUGAGGGGGAUGAUUCGGACAGUGAGGAUGAGGAUGGGCCUGGGAGUCAGCUGCGAGGGGAUUUGGGACUGGGUUAA
Molecule: messenger RNA, 888 nt
Organism: Aspergillus niger
Lineage: Eukaryota; Fungi; Ascomycota; Eurotiomycetes; Eurotiales; Aspergillaceae
Exons: 3
Coding region: 1-888 (295 amino acids)
Biological process (GO): DNA damage response; heterochromatin formation; leading strand elongation
Cellular component (GO): CHRAC; epsilon DNA polymerase complex
Molecular function (GO): protein heterodimerization activity; chromatin DNA binding
Source: RefSeq, a predicted model, not a curated record